AUGGAGAAGCUGGAGCGGAGGAUGCGGCAGGUCCUGUUCAAGGUCGACGAGAGGGUCGCCAGGAUCAGCAAGAUGCCAGUCGUGAAGUCGAAGAAGAUGCUGCGGAAGCUGAUCGAGGUCGACGGACGAGACUCCAAGAAGGCGGAGAAGCCGGUCGUCAAGCUGCUGCAGCGGGUCCGGCGCACACUGGGCAAGCGUACGGAGACCGAGGCCAGCGGUAGCGUCCGUGCCGAGCCGGAGGGAGGCGGUCGCAGCUCCACGGAAGAACUCGACGGCGCGCCGGCGCCCUCGCUGGAGGGCGGUGGUGACCGCCCCCGGGAGCUCGACGUCGCGGUCCCGCGGGCGCGAGCGCUGUGGAUGGACAUGGCGUCCUGCUACAUCCCUGACCACGACGAGGACGCCUCCUUCUGCCACCCCGGGGCAGGGGCCGCCGGCGUGGCGGACGGCGUCGGCUCGUACCGCAGGAAAGGCUUGGACGCCGGCGCGUUCGCGCGCACGCUGAUCGCGAACGCGUUCGCGGAGGCGGGGCGGGCAUUCGCCGAGGGCGGCACGUCCGUCUGCCCCUACACUCUGCUGCGGGGCGCGUACGAGGCGGCGGCGCGCUCGCUCGCGCCCGGGGCGUCCACGGCCGUCAUCGUGUCCCUCGACGGGGCAACUCUGAAAUGGGCGUGCGUCGGCGACAGCGCCUUUGCCGUGCUCCGCGGCGGCAGGAUCGUGCGCCGCUCGAAGCCGCAGCAGCACCACUUCAACUGCCCCUACCAGCUCAGCGCCAACGGCGGCGACCGCGUCGCCGACGCGGACGUGGGCGGCAUGCCGGUGAUGGACGGCGACGUCGUGGUGAUCGGGACGGACGGGCUGUUCGACAACGUGUUCGACGUGGAGCUCGAGCAGCUCGUGCGGAGGGGCACGGAGCUGGGCCUGUCGUCGCAGAAUAUGGCGGACAACAUCGCCGGCGCUGCAUGCGACAUGUCCUUCGGGUGGCUGGCACACUCUCCGUCCACGUCGUCGUCCAGUACCGAGAGCUGGAGGAACGACGAGAAAGGCGCGGAGCGAUUCUACGGCGGGAAAGUUGACGACAUCACCGUCGUCGUCGCGUUCAUUGUCUCGUCGAUCUGA
Molecule: messenger RNA, 1116 nt
Organism: Panicum hallii
Lineage: Eukaryota; Viridiplantae; Streptophyta; Magnoliopsida; Poales; Poaceae
Product: putative protein phosphatase 2C 24
Exons: 2
Coding region: 1-1116 (371 amino acids)
Source: RefSeq, a predicted model, not a curated record